AUCUUGGUGGAGGCAGCCAAGGAGAUCAUGUCCACCCUCUUCCCUUCGCUCUUCCCACAAGUCACCGACUCCCUGUGGUUUAACCUGGACCGGCCCUGUGUGGACGAGAAUGAGUUACAGCAGCAGGAACAGCAGCACCAGGCCUGGCUGCAGAGCAUAGCGGAGAAAGACAACAACCUGGUCCCCAUAGGGAAGCCGGCCUCCGAGCCAUACGACGAGGAGGAGGAGGAAGACGAUGAGGAUGAUGAGGACAGUGAAGAGGAUUCCGAGGAUGAUGAGGAUAUGCAGGACAUGGAUGAGAUGAAUGAUUAUAACGAGUCUCCAGAUGACGGUGAGAUUGAGGUCAGUGAAGACUCCCGUCGCGCCGACAUGGAGGGAGCUGAGCAGGACCAGGACCAGUGGAUGAUCUGAUCGGUCGAGGCCUCGGACCGUCUACUACUACUACUACUCCCAUCUUCUCAUCCGCCAAGAGCCGCUUGUAAAUGUAUUUAUAUUGUAGAUGAUGGCGGAGGAUGUGAUCUGGAGGGGGGGUUCGUUUUCUGUGAAAAUGAGAGAAGAGAUUUUAUACAGCGCAGAGUCAACUCCAUUGGUGAUC
Molecule: messenger RNA, 595 nt
Organism: Nanorana parkeri
Lineage: Eukaryota; Metazoa; Chordata; Amphibia; Anura; Dicroglossidae
Gene: ANAPC15
Product: anaphase promoting complex subunit 15
Exons: 5
Coding region: 28-411 (127 amino acids)
Biological process (GO): regulation of mitotic cell cycle spindle assembly checkpoint
Cellular component (GO): anaphase-promoting complex
Source: RefSeq, a predicted model, not a curated record